Closterium sp. NIES-67 is the source of this 427-nucleotide messenger RNA. The record is from the annotation of a GenBank genome assembly. Lineage: Eukaryota; Viridiplantae; Streptophyta; Zygnematophyceae; Desmidiales; Closteriaceae.
UUCCUCUAAUCAAUGACUUCACCUGGUCGAUUUGCACACAACAACAACAACAACAACAACAACAACAACAACAACAACAACAACAACAACAACAACAACAACAACAACAACAACAACAACAACAACAACAACAACAACAACAGCAACAACAACAACAACAACAACAACAACAACAACAACAACAACAACAACAACAACAACAACAACAACAACAACAACAACAACAACAACAACAACAACAACAACAACAACAACAACAACAACAACAACAACAACAACAACAACAACAACAACAACAGUGGAGCAUUUCGGAUGAGCCUUGAUGACGCAUCGUACACAAGAGGUGCACAGCUUAUACAAUACCAACCCUACCAACCCUCGCCAGGCUCAUUUCUGCGCACGUGACUCUCCACCUCAUUGUGAUCUC